UUUUGGAGAACAUGGAAGGAGAUCAGCUUCAACAGCAAUAUGGAGUAAUUCGUUCUCUCUGCUGUCUCAUUUUGUGCUGUAUGUACUGACAUCAUACUACUGCCACGAUUUUACAGAAUCCAUACCAUUUCCAAUUCAAGGUAUGGAGUCUGUGGUGGCAACAGUGAGUGGCUAUCAUGGAACAGAGCGAUUCAAUCUUAUCAAGUUGAUUUCACAUGCUGGUGCAAAUUAUGUUGGCGCAAUGUCACGAUCGAUCACGCACCUGAUUUGUUGGCGAUUUGAAGGAAGGAAAUAUAAUCUUGCUCGGAAGUUCAGAACAGUUAUAGUGAAUCACCAGUGGAUUGAAGAUUGUUUAAAGCGAGGAAGGCGUGUUCCAGAGGAAUCUUAUAGACUGAAAAGUGGAGAAGAGGUGGGGCCCAUUUUGCUGCAAGUUCCACUUGCUGUUCGGGUGAGUAGCUCGACUAAGAAUAAAGUGCUUAAACAUGGAUCAGAUGACAUUGCCUCCAAAAGCCAAACAACUGACAUCAGUUCUGGAGCUUCCGGAAAUUCUGUCAGGGAAGAUUCUUAUUUGAACGAGCAGGAGGAGCCAAUAACUUCUUCCAGACGGUCAAGGACAAAUAAACGAAAGAUCUCCGGUAGUAAGGGAGUGGCUACUGAUGCUGGUCCUUCUCAUCACAGAAGAAGGCUUGUGAAAAGGAAUGUUCAAGGAGUUUCAGCUCCUUUACUUGAUUUGAACUCUGAGGAGUACCUUAGCAGAAUGGAUAGAUUAAAUACUGAUACUGUAGCUUCCUCUAGCCUUUCUGGUGGUGUCUCUACUGUUAUUAUUUUAGAAAAUAGAGAAGGAUCAGAUAUUGACUCAUAUAAUCAAAACAUAGCUAUCGAUGCAGCAUCAAAUGUCACUGGACAAAUCAAAGAUUUGAAUAAUUUAUCAAGUACAAGAAUUUCAGCUCCAUGCGUACAAGAUGCCUUGCCUACUGCCGAGCAAAUAUCAGUAGACGAGUGUUUUGAAAAGGCCGCAGAUGGUAUUCAGGAUGGUCAUGUGGCUGACUUACCCAAGCCAACAGAGUUGUCAUGCGUCAUAUGUUUGACGGAAUUCAGCUCAACACGGGGGGUUUUGCCAUGUGGACAUAGGUUUUGUUAUUCUUGUAUCCAGAGUUGGGUUGAUCAUAGGACUACAAUGGGAAAAAUCUCAACGUGUCCCUUGUGCAAGUCAAGGUUUGACAGCAUCAUUAAAUAUGAGGAUUUGGCCGAGGAUCAAAAGAUAUAUUCCCAAACAAUCCCAUGUGGCAUUCCAAUCUCAGAUAUUAUUUUUCUUAUGGAUCGAGAGCAACCAAAUUAUGGUUUUGAGUCCUCACAGAGAGGUGCUUGUGUUGUUUGCCGGGGACGAGAACCUGAGGAUCUGCUCAUGAGUUGCCAUCUUUGCCACAUUCGACAAAUCCAUUCCUAUUGCCUGGAUCCUCCAUUAUUGCCAUGGACAUGCAAUCACUGUAAGGAUCUUCGGAUGCUUUACCAUAAUCAUUCACAUUAGUGCAUAUCUUCCUACGCAUCCACCUUCCUGGGUCCCCUAAAUGCGUACUGAAUCUUUUGCUUAUGAUUCUGCUGCAUAUUUUGUACUCAAGACCCAUAUUUCUGAUAUUAGGAAAUUCUGUUAGUAAAUGCCGUUUGUGUAAACCUUUCCUGAUGGAAUUCGUUGAAAUUGUUCAAUUGGUUUUCUCUGAAAUAAAGUGAACAAGCUUUAGUUAUGGGACUAUGUAGUCGGUGCAGCGAUUCAGAAGGGUUGCCAUGUCA
This is a messenger RNA of Neltuma alba, 1788 nucleotides long. RefSeq lists its product as uncharacterized. The record is from RefSeq and is a predicted model, not a curated record. Lineage: Eukaryota; Viridiplantae; Streptophyta; Magnoliopsida; Fabales; Fabaceae. The transcript has 7 exons. The coding region runs from base 143 to 1528 and encodes 461 amino acids.